Molecule: messenger RNA, 8483 nt
Organism: Physella acuta
Lineage: Eukaryota; Metazoa; Mollusca; Gastropoda; Physidae
Product: ubiquitin carboxyl-terminal hydrolase MINDY-1
Biological process (GO): protein K48-linked deubiquitination
Cellular component (GO): cytosol; cell periphery
Molecular function (GO): K48-linked deubiquitinase activity; cysteine-type carboxypeptidase activity; cysteine-type deubiquitinase activity
Source: RefSeq, a predicted model, not a curated record
CCGUUUUAGGACAAACAGUCGUCUCAAAAUAAAAAUAAGAGAAAGUAGAUUAUCAGCUUGCGAAUUUAUGAAGUUUCUGAAAAUCGAAUUAAGCUACUGAUAUUUGGAAGAGUCCAUGCUUUAAGCUAUCUAAAUGGACGAAGCUAAAGCGGAUAGUGUGCCUCUUACAGGGUCUACAACAGUAACAGAAGUAUCAGCUGCUAGUCCAACUGUACAAGAUGACGUUCGUCCUAGUAAUUCCCUUGACAGUGAUACAUUGAGUGAUAAGAACAGAAAUACAAGUGCUGAAGUUCACUCUAGUCCUGUUUUAGCAGAAAAGCAAAUUACUCCAGAUUUUCCUCAGUCUGAACCCUUUCCUAUUUUGAGUGAGUCAUCUCGUCUUGGGAAAAGCAUGGAACCGAACCUGUCCCUGAAAUUGACAGAUAACGCUCAACCUCUAGAGCAUGUCAAUGUGGGAUCCAGUUUGGACCAAGUUAAAAAAACAGUGGUAGAAUCAUCAGCUGCAGACUUCGAUAGUCGAAACAGUUCCUCUACUGCAGAGCCAAACUUAUCCACUGAGUUUGAAAACUUAAGUGUCACAUCUAGUCCCAACUCAAGUUCAAAUUCUGGUCAAGACAGCGGUGUCAGCCAGGAUGAGUUUAGUCAAGAGACUGCCUCCUAUCAAUCUGUGAUUGAAAAAGAUAGCAGUUCCUUCACGGAACCGAUUCCCAAAGUCUCUGAAUCUCCAAGCAACAGCCCAGCUAAACUGUCACCUGAUGCAAACACCUCUGCAUCUGAGACCCAAGUCACAGUUUCAGAUCUUGAUUCGCCUGCAGCAGAUGGCACCACAGGGGAGGCAUCAGCAUCUAACAGUGACCAGGAGAGUGUUUACUACAUCAAGUGGAUCUCAUUUGGGCAGGCCAGUGUACCUAUAAUUACACAGAAUGAAAAUGGUCCUUGUCCACUUCUGGCAAUAAUGAAUGUGCUCUUAUUAAAAGGAAAAGUAAAACUUGCUCCUAUGCUUGAGAUGGUGACAUCUGAACAGCUGAUGACUUAUUUGGGAGAAUGUAUAUUUGAAAAUAUGCCUCAGAAUCUUUCAGAGAUUUCACAAGCAAAUUAUGAACAGAAUAUGCAAGAUGCAAUGGGUGUCAUGUACAAACUCCAGACUGGCCUUGAUGUUAAUGUUAAAUUUUCAGGUGUUGCUGACUUUGAAUACACCCCUGAGCUGAUUAUUUUUGAUCUGCUGGAAAUCUCACUCUUCCAUGGCUGGUUAGUUGACCCCCAGGAUUCGGACACUGUCCGAGCUGUCAAUCAAGACAGCUAUAACCAGCUGGUGGAGAAAAUUAUUAGUCUCAAGCAGUCAGAAAAGGAGGAAAAUGUUCGACAAGCUCUGAUAGCUGAACAGUUCCUUGAGCGCUCGGCCUCCCAGCUGACAUACCACGGCCUGUGUGAGCUGUCCACUGUUGUGAAAGAGAAAGAGCUGUGUGUGUUCUUCAGGAACAACCACUUCAGCACUCUCUACAAGAACAAUAAUGAAUUGUUCCAGCUAGUGACUGACCAGGGAUUCCUCACAGAAAGCAAUGUUGUCUGGGAGACCCUGUCCACAGUGGAUGGAGACUGCCAUUUCACUGACGCCACCUUCAGGACCUACACUAAACCUGCAGCCCCAACUGACCCGAUCACUGACCCAUCAGUUCCUGUUGGCAGUCCAGAGCAGAUAGAUCAAGAUUAUCAGGUAGCCUUGUUUCUACAAGAAGAAGCCAGUUCAUCAUUAAAUCCUGAUUGGGGUGUUGGAUUUCCUCAGGAAACUCAAGUUUAUUCUCAAACUGACCAUGAUCUAGCCAUGCGUCUUCAAGCAGAAGAAGACAGGAAAGCUGAACAGCACAGGCAAGCAGCGGCUGCGCAGACAGCCCAAUCCCAUGCUCAACAAGCAGAGGCGCAGCGGAGAAGGAGCGACCGAGGUGGUGACAGAAGAGAAAAAGAUGAGAAAAGUGGGUCUUAAGGAUUAGUAGUGUUUGAUUCUUUGACCUAAUCACUGUGUUCCUGUGUGCUCCAUAUUGAGCUAACUGACCUGUGAUCACCACCUUUGUGAUAGAGCAGUCUUCACUCUCAGAGAGCAACUAAGUUGUGACUUUUUUCCCACCUUCAACAAUUCAACUAGACUGUCAUAGAUAGAAGGAAAAGUGAUUGAUUUUUUUUUCUGUAAUUAAACCAUCUAAGCAAAAAUUGCUGUGUAAAUAUUUUCACAUGUACUUUCACCUGUUGUUUUGAAAUAUGGCUGAGAUGUAUUAUGUUUAUUUAUCAUGUGAAAUAUACUUUCCACUGUGAAUAACUAACUUGUAAAAAAAACUUGCAAAACAAUCAACCAAAUAUUUUUUACCCUAAUGCUGCAGAACUUGUAUUUGUUAAAAUUCACUUGGCUUAAAAUUUUAGUUCCAAGUUACACUGUUUUAGAGAUGGUUAAUCUGAAAAAAAUGUUUUUAUUGCUUAUCAAUUAAGUUAUAAAUGAAAUUCUAAAACAAAAUUAUUCAAUGAGAUAACCACCAUAACAACUACCUGUGAUAAAUUUCUUGUCACUUUUUAAAAAUGAUUUUCUUAUGAACACAGUGGUUUUUAAAUUUUUAUUUACCCUCUUAAAAAAAUUAUUUUACUUGUGCUUGAAUCUGUGUGUACAAAUGUAACAAAAAUAUUGUUUAAAUUCUCUCUAAUUCAGUUCAUCACCAUAAAAAUAUUUCACCUGUUUAAUGUCCAUCCAUAUUAUUUUAAUUUGAUUUAAAUUUAUGAAAUUGGUACAUCAUUAUUUUUUUCAAUGCUCACCUUCCAAUUCCAGAAAAUUAUGUGUACAUUUUUUUUCCUAACAUAAUUACAUAGAAUUUUAUUUAUUGAUUUUAAAUACAUUAUUAGAAAAUUUAAUUCUUCUAUGAGGAAUGUAUGAAUGUCAUUUUUACUUGUAUCAAGAAUUCUCUUAUGCAAAAAGAAAAAUGUAAUUGUCUAAUUUACAAAAAAUGAGCUUUGUAAUACCACUUAAUUGUAAUUAAUAGCUUAUUAUUCAAAAGAGCUAACAAUAUUUUUAAAACAGAUUAAAAUAAAUUUGCACUAGUUUUAAAAAGCUUCUUACAUAUAUUAAAAUGACAUUUUUCUUUAAUGUAAAAUAUUUUCCUCAGAAUUUUUCUAAGCACUACACUUAUGAUACCAAUAGUUUGAAUUUUUUUCUUAUUUGCCUUCCACUGCAUAUUUAAUAUUUAAUUAAUUUAUUGACAAUUAAAAUUGCAUUGUUUGUUUUCAUAUUCAAAUAAUUGAUGAAAUCAAAAUUUGGAUAUUUUUAUGAAGUUGUUAAUUUCAUUAUUUUAUUUAGACUAAAGAAUUAUCAAAUAUGAAGUAACUAGAAAUUAUAUACUAUUGUUAAUUUGCAUACAUAUAGGGAUAUGUAAUAAGUUUUAAAAUAAAUACAAUCUGGUCCCAUGAACAACAUGGAACCCAAACAUUUAAAAAAUAAAAUUGGACAAACUAUUCCUUAGGAAACUGAAGUGCUCAUAUUUGAAAAACUAAUUUUUUAUUAAAUUAGUUGUGUGAUUGUUUUCCCGCUUUAAAUUCAAGAAACAUGAAGUUAGAUGUAUUGAUAUUUAUAUUAAUUAAAUAUAGAUAGUAUCAAAGAACCUUCAAAAUAUUUCAAUUAUUUAAUACUUGACUAUAAAAAAUCUCAAUAGUUGUCUAUUUUGAAAUUAAAGAACUUCAAUUUCAUCAUCAUAUAAUGAAAUUUCUUUAUAAAUGCGGGAUAAUGAAAAGGAUUUUUUUAAGUAUUAAAAAAUAUUUUUUUCAUGUACUAAAAAAAUUAACACAGAUUUUUGUGUUUAAUUUUAUUUCUAAGACUUAUAUUAGCCAAAAAAUUUGCUUGUAAUAAUGCAGCUUUUAUUAGUAUAUUUAAAGAAAUUAUAUCAGUAAAAUAUGCAUCUCUAGAAGUUUUACGUAAGAAAAAUUUGGUUUCAUUUUUUAUGGUUAAGAAUGUUUAUUUAUAAUUGUUAAAGAUCUAUUUUUAAAUUUAGAAAUCAUAAUUUUAGAUAUUCUGUUAGUUGCAAAUUUUUUUAAGUUAUCAUAUUUCAUACUUAUUUAGAAUAAUUUUAAAAUGAAUUCAGAUAGAUAAGUAUUUCUGCAAUUAAAAAAAAAUACUAAAUGAAAUUUAAGUGCUUUCUCUUCCAGAAAACAAAAACUUAAAAAUUUAAAAUUGGUUUUAUAAUGUUUAAGUUUAAAACAGUAGAUGAUUGUUCUAGUAAUUAAAAGGUUUAAAAAUUGUGUAUUUUAAAAAGUGCAAUUAGGUUUAAAAAAAAAGAUUAGAAAACCCAAAUAUAAAUGAUGUUUUGACAUAAUUUCUCAUCAGAACAGUUUAAUGUUAUCAACACCUCAUCAAAAUAUCAUUCAAUAAUGGCAAUACUUUUGCAAUCUAUGUUUAUUAAUUAUUUGUAGAACUGAGAGUGGUGAGUGGAAAAAAGAAAAGUUAAUUAACAUCUUCUGUCAUUUUUCUGAUUACAAUAAUACCUAUAGCCAAUCAAAAUGAGCAUAAGUGGAUUAGUAGUGUAAAAUAAAGUUUUGAAAUAAUCAAAACAGUAGAUAGGUUUUUUAAAGAACAUAAUGAAGUUACUUUUACAUCAUACAUUUUAAUAAUAAUAAUCACAACAAACACAUAUAAAAGAUUGUAUUUAUAAAUGCCAGUUUUAUUAUUCCAAUUAGUCAUGCAUACAUGUAAUUUUUUUUAUGCAUGUUAAUAUUUGGGGCAUGUACAUUACUUUUAAAUAUUAAAGAAUAACUUUGAGCAUUAUGAAUGUUUUAUUGAAAACUAUCAAAUGUAUGUAGUUUUUAUUUGUGAUAGGUCACCCGCAAUGUACAAAUAUCUAUACUUGUCCUUACAUUCUGCCACACUUUGUGAAUAGUUCCACAUUUUUCCACUAAAUAUAUGCUGUACUACAAUAUUAAUUAUUUCCAAGGCUAAGUCAUUAAAAAAAAUGUCAUAACUAUAAUUUUUGAAGAUUUAAAGAGAAUCUUAAUAGCUAGAAAAACAACAUAGUUUGAAGAAAGGUAUGAAAGGAGCAUGAAAUUAAUGGGCAAAGUUCUUUUCUGUUUAGGGCAAAAAGGGAACACUAGAAGCUAUCGUAGGAUAUUAGUUUUGUUUUACUAUUUGUAUGGUUACUUUUUUUUUUUAGGUUUUACAUGAUUAAAGUAUUUGUUUAUUUUUUUUUACUGCCUCAUCUAGUUACAAGUAUGCCAAUAAAUUAUUUUUAUGCUAUUUCAGUUAGUAUAUAAAAGAUUUUUACAAAAAAAUUUAAACUACAAACUAUGAAAGUUUUCAUUAAGAAUUGAAUCAAAUUCUAAUCGUUGAAAAUCUUGAGGUUAAAGGUUCUUAAAUGAUAAAAUAAAUAUUCUGUAAUAAGAGCUUACAAUUUCUGACUGUCUGCAAAAUGUUUUUAAAUGGCUUUUGAAAGGGGAAUUUCAGUGCAAAGAUUUCAUAGUUAUGUAGCAGAUAAAGCUAACUGGAAUCGUAGAAACGAUAAUAUGUUUGACAAAACUGUGACUUAAGUACAUAGAACACUCAAGUCUUAAAUUAUAUUUAACAUCAUUGCGCUAAUUCUGGAAACAUUCAUUUCAGCUUUUCAUCUACUCUGAUAGUUUAUAUAUGUACAUUCUUUUAUCUUCACAGGUUUGUGACUAUUGUAUUCUUCAAUAGUUACUAGAUCUAGUCAGACUAUCAGCACUUUCUGUAAUGCAUUUCAUGGGAACAGCCCGUUACAACUGAUUAACUAGCACAUUAUUGAAAAGAAAGAAAAAUGUAAUACAUUUCUUUCCACUGUUGAUAAUUUUUUUUUGUACAUUGAUAUUUGUUUUGCUAAUAAGCCUCUGCAAACAAGACGACAUGAAUUAUGAAUCGCACACAACUACAGCAAUAAAGCAACCUCUCAGACCCAUCUAUUUUUGUUUUGGAAACAGAGGGAAAUGUAUUUGCAUUGUACUUUAUGAACUAAACCUUUAAAAAACAAUAAAAGAGCAAUACUUCCCUUUUAUUCCCCCAUAACUUUUUUCUUUAAUUAGUUUUUUUUUUUUUUUACUUUUAAAACUUUGAAAAAUAAAUUAGGCAAUAUCGACUACAAAAACUGUAAACAAAAAUUCUUCAAGAAUUUUUCAAUUUCUACUUAAAAAAAGAAAUAUAAACAAAAUAAGUUUAGCAUAAUUAAUUGAACUAUAAAUUUGUUUAUUGAAAUGAUUGAAAGAAAACUGCAACUCCAGUUUCUAUUGUUUGAUCAAAUCCAAGAAAGCUCCUCACUUGUAUAUUACCACUCAUGAUUGCAGUCUUCCUACUUUUCUUCAUCUUUUUUCCCCAUGAUCUACCUCUAAGUUAAUAGUCUGUACAAUGCUUGUUCCAAUUUUUUAGUGGACAAUUUUUUUUUUACAUAAUAAAAAUGAAUUAUUUUGUCUUUAUUACAAUUACAACAUAGAGUAUUUUACUUUGUAACUGCUGAUUUUAUGAGCAAAUACUGUGCUGUUUUUUCUGUAUGCAUAAUUCAUUGUACCUGUGACAUCCAGUUGUAAAAAGUAUUCUAAUUACAAUCAUCUUUCAAAUACUAAAAAUAAAAAUGUUAUUUAUUUGACCUGGCAUAAAAUCCGCAACAAAUCUCGAGACCUAAAUAUUAUUAUUUUAUUUCUGUAAUUUAAAGUUGACAUUCCCUGUGAAUAAUACAAAGACAUUUAUGUUAUUGGUUGUUAUAAAAAAAUUUCAAACUUGCAUUUUUGGUCAAGGGUAAUUUUUUUUUUUUAAUCUGCAAUUUUUUAUUUUAACGUGCAUGAUCAAAUAUUUGUUGUUUAUUGAUAUAAGUUUUGACUUAAUAAAUUUAAGACAAUUUUUUAAAUAUGUUACCAUGUGGGUUAAGAGGCAUUUCUCUUAUUAGGUCAAGGUUUUUAUUUACACUAUGAAAGCAACCAUCUAAGGUAAAGUUUUUUAAAAAUUAAAAUAAGCAUAAUUCUACAACCCUUAUUGUUUUGCUUCUAAUAAAGUCAAGAUUUUUAAAUAUUAAGAAAAUAUGGUAUUCACAAGUAAUAAGCUCAUGGUUUAAUGCUUAUUAGCCAGGGAUAUAGGCCAAUACAGCUCUUAGGGGUAUUUGCUGAAUCAGCAUAUUAUUACUUUAUCAAAAACAUAAGUAUAGUUUACACCUUAACUAAUGCUUGAGUCUGUCAAGGAAAGGAAAAGAUGUAUUAUUCAUGAAAUCAAGAGUUUUCUAAUUUUAAACUGUAGAACUUAGGAAAUAGUUUAAUAUCUUAUCUGUUGACUAUUUUGUAAGCACAUAUUAGAUUAGGUAAUAUGUCUACAUUAUAGUUGUGUUUACUUGGAUACAUUUGUUUGUAUUAUCUUUAGACAAUUUUCAAAGUGAAGAAAUGUGGGCCUUCUUUUUUUACACAUUUUUAUUCAACUGUAAACAUGUGAUUGAUUAGAAAAAGCAUGUGAUACUUGACAUAAGUCAUCAUGUGGUUCAUAAAACUUGUGAUGCUUUUUUCACCACUAAGGUGAAUUGUUAUUUGAGUUUGAACAAAUUAAGUUGCGUUUUUCUCCAUAGAAGCAGAAACUGUGUAUAAAAUUUGUUUCCUACAAAAAAAUUGUAAUCCUUUGAGAAACAUGGCCUGAAUGUUGAGAGGUUUUGAUAUCUUUGCACAUGAAUGUUAUAGCUGAUUUUGGUAUUGAUAACCUGUUUUUUUUUAAUUUAAAAGUAAAACAAUGGGGUUGUAAGAAGAAACUAUAGCUGCCUACACUUGCCUUAAUGUGUUCACUUAAAAACUAAUCUAAAUCAUAGUGUUUUUUUUUUUCCAGUUUUUUUAUUCUUCAAUUAUUUUAGUCCCAUGUUUAAAAAAAAUAGUAUAUACUGGUACUGUAAAAAGUAAAAAUAUAGACAAUUUCAGUUCAUAUGUAAUAGAUGCUAUAUUUGAACAUUGGUUAUCCUAUACUGACCUUUGAUGUAAUUUUCAAAGAUAUUUCAGUUGUGAAAAAUUGGAUUUUAAAAAUAAAAUCCAUUAUUAUUAAGCUCAAGGACAAAUGCAAAAAAAAAAUAUCCCAUAAAGGGAAAAUGGAAAGGUUUUUAGGCAUGUUUUAAAAAACUGUUUUUUGUUUUUAAAUUUUAGAAAAAAAAAAUGAGAUGUGCUAAGGCAUCACAUAUGCUUGCCACCUAAAAAGAACACCACUGACUAACCUUAUCUAAAAUUGAAAUUUUAAAAUGUUUUAUACUUGAUGUAAUCAUUUCACAGUAAUCUUUUUUUUUUCCUUUUAGCUAAUGGUUGAUAUUAAAACAAGAGAUUGUUAAAACUCAAAUUUUCAACUUAUUCCUCGCCAUAUUUGUAUAAGUUAUAAUUUUUAAACAUUAUUCUGAAUGGUUUUUAAAAGUAAAUAGUUAACGCACGCUGUUAUCCCAAUACAUUUCCUUUUAGACAUUUCUAAUAUUUAAACAAAGAUUCAACCAAUAAAAAAUGAAUUC